AUGUGUUGUGUCGAAUUCGACGACGUCUCGUGUGCUACAAAGGCGCUCAGCGACUUCUACGGGGACGCCGUUGCACAACAGCACGAAAGGCGGAAUUCGUCUCAGCUUCUCUAAAAACCCGCUCGGUGUCCGGUCUGGCCAGACCCCUUCACACAACAAUUCCAACGCGAUGGGUGGACAUGCACACAUGUCAGGCUCCACGAGUGGUUUCGGGUCGGCAAACAGACCACCUCCUGGACUUUCUGCGCCCCCAGGGCUCGGAACUGGCCGCUCUUAUCCCUACAUGAACCCAGGCCACAGUAACGGCGCACUGGAUUCCGUUGCAAGCUACGGCUGGAAUACACCAGCGUACAGUGAACACAAUGACUCCAGAAGAAGAAGGCCUAUGUUUUCUGGAAACAACAAUCCUCGCUACAACAAUUACAUGUUUGGGAAAUGA
Fusarium graminearum PH-1 is the source of this 439-nucleotide messenger RNA. RefSeq lists its product as uncharacterized. The record is from RefSeq and is a predicted model, not a curated record. NCBI's taxonomy places the organism in Eukaryota, Fungi, Ascomycota, Sordariomycetes, Hypocreales, Nectriaceae. The transcript has a single exon.